Molecule: messenger RNA, 3325 nt
Organism: Glossina fuscipes
Lineage: Eukaryota; Metazoa; Arthropoda; Insecta; Diptera; Glossinidae
Product: sodium-coupled monocarboxylate transporter 1-like
Exons: 11
Coding region: 1231-3090 (619 amino acids)
Biological process (GO): sodium ion transport; transmembrane transport
Cellular component (GO): membrane
Molecular function (GO): symporter activity
Source: RefSeq, a predicted model, not a curated record
UAUUUCUUGUUGUUGGCUUGGGCACAUUGAAAUCGGUAAAAGCGACUGCGGAUGAUUUCGUAAUGAGAACUUGAAAAGAAAAAAAACUUGUGGAAAAAGUCAUUUCUUCAGCAGAUCGUCGUUGAUCAGUAACGCAAAGUUCAGCGCAUAUUUUCUUUGAUUGCUUAAAUAACUUAGUAGAAAUCUCACAGAAGGAAAGCUAAAAUAGAUUUGUUUAGAAGACAGAGAUCGUUUCAAAAAUAUAUAUGUGCACACGAUGCUACUACGCAUAUGUAUAAAUAUAUACAUAAAUGUAUAAAUAUAUAAUUUCGUUCGUUAUAUUUUCUUGUUAAACCGGCGCUUAUUAAGCUUCGAAGUGAUUUUUUCCUGCUUUUCGAUUCUUUUUUCCUUGCGGUUUUAUAGCUGUGUGUGGUGUAAUUUUCGCUUCGUUUAUUAUCAUCAUUAUUUUCGAUUUCAAUAUUAUGAAUACGUAAUAGUUUUGAAAACGCGUAAAUAAACGUUUCUAUGCCCGAGCUUUUUGAUUGUUACAAAUGUGAAUAAAUUUUAUUAUCUGCGCACUCUAUCUUCCUUUGAAUUGAUUGCAGAGCUGAUAACGAACGCAUGUCUCAUGUUCAACACAUCUAAACAGUGCCCUGCAAUACCCUAUAUUUAUAUAUAAAUUGAACUAAGUAAAAAUAAAAAAGAAUAAAUGGAAUCUAACGACAAUGCUCUAAAAAUAUAAACAAUCAAAUGAUCACCAACUACAUACGUACAUAUAACGCUGACAACUGCAGUACAAACUAAUAAAUUGUUAUAAAAAUAAUAACAAUAAUAGAAAUUAUAAACAAAUAACUGUAAAGUCUGUCAAUUGUCUCUCGUAUUUUUUUUCUUAUUGUAUUUGGUUUUAUUUUUUCAAUAUUUAAUAAAUAAUUAGAUAAUAAAUUCUACGCGGUUUUAGAUUAAAAGACGUUUACAAUGAACAAUUUGCUUUAACGAGAACUCGCCCUGGAAUUAUUACUUCGAUGAUAGGUAACCGUUGGCAAUUUUCGUUUUCUUUUUGACCACUCUUUCGUAUGACCGCGUAAAAGUUUAAUCGAUUGUUUUUGUGAGUAAACGACGUGAUAAAUUAUAAAUAUUUCCGAUAGGAAAGUGGCUGCGUGUGCGUGCAUUUACGGAUUCCAAACAUUAAUAAAUAAAACAAACACUAAAAAUUCCAAUUUAAUCCCUUUGAACGUAACCCGAGUCUAAAAGAUGAAAAAAUACAUCGAUUUUCAAACAUUUCACUUCCAUUGGGCUGACUAUUUAGUGUUUGCAGCAAUGAUUUUUUUAUCAACUGGUACCGGUCUCUUCUUUGCAUUUUACAAAAAAGAAAAAGCUAUUGAAUUAGGACAGCAAGAUAUUGAUAGCGGGGAGAAGAGAAGGAAAAAUGAUUUUGAUACAUCGAAUAUGAACGAAUAUUUAUUGGGUUCAAGAAAAUUAAAAAUAUUUCCGGUAUCGAUGAGUUUGGUCGGUAGUUAUGUAUCUGGUGUCACUAUACUCGGUACCGUAUCAGAAAUUUAUUAUUUCGGCACUCAAUAUUGGAUGAUCGUGAUUUCUAUUGUAUUUAUGGCUGUAGCUGUAUCAAAAAUUUACUUACCAGUUUUUUCCGUUUUACGUGUGAAUUCAUCCUAUGAGUACUUGGAAAUGCGAUUUAGUCCUGCAAUACGAAGCCUGGCUUCAAUCAUGUUUGUAAUGGACGAGAUGUUCUUCUUACCAAUCGUUCUCUACGUGCCUUCGAUAGCCUUCAACCAAGUUACUGGCAUCAAUGUGCACGUAAUCAGCACAGUAAUCUGCAUCAUAUGUGUGAUUUAUACAAUAUUGGGCGGCAUUAAGGCAGUCGUUCAUACGGAUGCCUGGCAAAUUUUAGUAAUGUUUGUGUCUGUGAUGGUAGUCGUGACAAUUGGUUGCUUCAAAGCGGGCAGCAUUGGGGACGUCUUUCAAACGGCCUCCGAGGGUGGUCGUCUAAUAUUUGCCGACAUUAAUCCGUCCAUGUAUCAGCGGCAAACGUUAUGGGGUGUUCUGAUUGGUGGCUUUUUUUAUUGGACCUCUUUCAAUGCGGUAAAUCAAACUAUGGUCCAACGUUAUAUGUCAUUACCAUCCUUGAGAAAGGCUCAAUGGUCCAUAUUUAUUUUUACUAUAGGCAUAAUAGCUUUCAUAUCAGUCUGUUGUUUUGCCGGCCUCUUGGUGUAUGAGUUCUAUACCAAAUGUGAUCCCAUGAGCGCUGGUUUAAUAACGCACGAUGAUCAACUUUUGCCGGUUUUUGUAAUGCAAACCGUUGGCCAUUAUUAUGGUGUGCCGGGACUUUUUAUAGCUGGUGUGUUCGGUGCUGCUCUAAGCUCGCUGUCAGUUGUGUUAAAUUCUACCGCCUUGGUGAUGCUGGAGGAUAUAGUGAAAGGUUGUUUACGUCUGAAAUUAACGGAACGUAGCUCGACUAUUCUAGUCAAGGGCUGUAUUUUGAUAUUGGGAGUUGUAGCCGUCGCUUUGGUAUUCGUGUUGGAGCAAUUAAGUGGCAUAUUGAGCGUAGCCACAUCCGUCACUGCAAUUGCGGCCGGUACUACUUGCGGUCUAUUCACAUUAGGCAUGUUGGUGCCGUGGAGCAACAGUAUUGGUGCACUAGUGGGUGCUAUUGCUGGUGCGUGUAUAUCUGGUUGGAUAUCUUUCGGCUCGCAAAUCGCUUUUGCUAACGGCUAUGUAACACCCCAUAAACUAGAAAUAUCAGUGGAAGAUUGCCCGGGAAACGUCACUAUGCCCGACAAUGUUUACAUUGACGAAUCGGACGUAUUCCCAUUGCAUAGGCUCUCUUUUCAUUGGAUUAAUCCUAUUGGAGUUCUCACUACUGUUCUGGUAGGGACUAUAGUAUCAUUUAUAUCCGGACCGACGGUACUCAAAAAACUAGAUGCUGAACUAAUAUCUCCCGUUCUACAUAGGUAUUUGCCAAAAGAAUGCUUCCCGCCAUCUAGUAUUACUAACGAGAUGACAAGAGAAAAUACCGCUACUCAUCUGUUAAAUGAUGGUCGCGGAAAAGGCGGUAGUGAAACUGGUGAGAGCAGUGAUAAUAGUGGAAAAUAUUAAUGUAAUUUAAAUGUUGAAUAGAAACAAAAAAUUCCUAAAUAAAGUGUUUUGCCAAACGUAGUCUGAAUCUGUACAAUCCGCCAGUUUAAGCGGCGAUAAUUAAGUCAGUUCAAAUUCAUGCACUUUACCUUAUUGAUUAGUUUAUCAAAACAAACUAUAGGUUAAUGUUAUUACUGAUUAGUUACUGAUAAGUUUAAAUAAUUUUGUUUUAUAGACAAAUAAAAAACCAACGAUU